Messenger RNA from Drosophila nasuta, 2257 nucleotides. It is a transcript of the gene Rbp1-like, whose product is annotated as RNA-binding protein Rbp1-like. Bases 191 to 955 code for a protein of 254 amino acids. Gene Ontology annotation, molecular function: RNA binding. NCBI's taxonomy places the organism in Eukaryota, Metazoa, Arthropoda, Insecta, Diptera, Drosophilidae. The record is from RefSeq and is a predicted model, not a curated record. The transcript has 2 exons.
UGCUCUCUGUAUAUCGAUAUCAGGCAAAUACAAGUUUUUUUUUCUCUGCUGGCUUGUGAAAAAUUUUCUGUGUGUACCCAGCGACGCAAUUAAUACAUAAGUGCGCCACAGAUAAAUAGGAAUAGACGAGAUUAAAUUCUAGUAACCGCUACAAAAUAUACACUAAGAGGAACAACAAAUAAAGAAAAUCAUGCCACGAUAUCGCGAAUGGGACUUGGCCUGCAAAGUUUACGUGGGCAAUUUGGGCUCAUCGGCCUCCAAAUAUGAGAUUGAGAACGCCUUCAGUAAAUACGGCCCGCUGCGCAACGUUUGGGUUGCUCGCAAUCCGCCAGGCUUUGCCUUUGUCGAGUUCGAGGAUCGACGCGAUGCCGAAGACGCAACACGCGGCCUUGACGGAACUCGCUGCUGUGGCACACGCAUCCGCGUCGAAAUGUCCUCCGGCCGUUCACGCGAAGGUCGCGGAGGUGGUGGCGGCGGCGGCGGUGGCGGAGGAGGUGGCGGCGGCGGUGGCGGACGUCGUGGAGGUCGCAGCGGCAGUGGUGGCGGCGGCGGUGCAGCCGCUCGGGCAGGCGACGCUGGCGGACGCUAUAGGAUAAAGUCUACUUCUACUACAAGCACAACAAGAACAACAACAACAACAGCUACUACUACUACUAGAACUUCUACUACUCCUCCUCUUCCUUCAACAAGUACAACAACUACUACAACAACAAGAACAACUUCACGUCUCAUAACUACUACAACAACAACAAGAACAACAACAACAACAGCUCCUGCUCCUCCUAUUACACACAUUUCACCACCACCACCAACAACAACAACAAGAACAACAACACCACCAAAACCACCACCAACAACAACAACAAUAACUACAACUAUAACAACACAACCAACAACAAAAUUCUGCGGCUUUCUGAUAAAUGCCUAUUUCAACAAAUACGAUAUAUUCCGCUGACUGCAAUAUAAUAACCACAGCAACCAACCAACCAACCAACAAGAACAACCACAGCAUUUAUGCUACUCCUCUCAAGCUCUUUACCAGCAUCUAUAUAUAAGUAUAUUAUAUAUGGCAAUGUUUAACAGCAGAGGGCAGUGUCCAGGUCAUCCAAUUGCAGCAAGCAGCAUCCUCAACAAGCAACAUACAUCACACUCAACACAACACAACACACAAUCAACAAACACACUCACUUGUUUCAUUUAACACAUCUACUAUCUCUUUCUAUAUCAUAUUCACUCUCACACAAAUUCACAAUUGACACGAUCAACCGAAGCGCAAGCGAGUGAGCAGCAGUCAGUCAGUCAGUCAAUCAAUCAAUCAAUCAACUGCCAGCCAUCGUCGCAUCUUUUCACCAACAACAACAACAAAUACAACAACAAUCUUCAUACUUCAUCAUAUGCUUCUACAACAACAACCAUUCGCUCUCACAUAUUAACAAACUACAACAACAACAACAACACUAUCAACACUAAACAGCAAGAACAACAACAACAACAACCAGAACCAACAACAACAACAAUAAGCAAUCAAGCAAGUGCAACAACUGACCCAGCAAAAGCAAUGCAAGCAAAGCAAUCAAAAAUCUAACUCCAAUUUACACCACCAACCAAGCAACCAGUCAAUCAACCAACCAACCAAUCAGCCAAUCAAUCAAUCAAUCAGCCAAUCAAUCAACCAAUCAACGCUUCCAACAGCCUACUACUACUAUGUACAACAACAACAACAACAACUACCUACUACUACUACUAUGUACAACUGCUACUACUUCUACAACUGUAGAGACAAGAAAACAACUGUAAAAAUGACAACUUUGCAGUGUCUUCAGACUUCAGUCAGACGCCUCUCAGCGUGCGCCCGGGUUGCUGCCUCUCUCUCUCUUUCUCUCUCUCUCUCUCUCCACAGCUCAACUGCUUCUUUCAUCCCCAACUACUAUAUGCAUAUAUAUAUCGAUAUAGAGAUAUAUAUAUGUGUUUAUCUGUAUAUAAACAUCAUCUUCUCAUCUUCAAGCAGCCUCUACAACCAACCAACCACCACCAACAACAACAACUACUACUACAACUUCAAGAACAACAACAACAACAACUACUACAGCUACUACAUGCAUCAACAAUGCAACAAACAACCCGAAAAAAAGAAAAGAAAAGCAAACAAGUUCAGCUUUAUGAGGUUUUCCUUGUUUCUUUUCAUUUUAACUUUUGUUGUUGCUCUUUGCUCCUAGAUAUAUCACCUCAGUCUUGCACCAACAACAACUACAACAAC